This is a messenger RNA of Chelmon rostratus (copperband butterflyfish), 1605 nucleotides long. RefSeq names its product extracellular serine/threonine protein kinase FAM20C-like. Gene Ontology annotation, biological process: protein phosphorylation. Gene Ontology annotation, molecular function: phosphotransferase activity, alcohol group as acceptor. Gene Ontology annotation, cellular component: Golgi apparatus. Lineage: Eukaryota; Metazoa; Chordata; Actinopteri; Chaetodontiformes; Chaetodontidae. Bases 1 to 1605 code for a protein of 534 amino acids. The transcript has 11 exons. The record is from RefSeq and is a predicted model, not a curated record.
AUGAUGUGGCGUAUGCGCAGUCGCUCCAGGACAAUCUGUCUGUCCUUGGCCUCCAUCACCGUUUUCCUCUACCUCCUCCUGGCGCUUGUCUCUCUUCCCAUUUACCACCAGCACUGUGAACCCCUGCAGCCGCCCAGGACACACAUCCUGCGAGACCUGGCACAGACCAACUACACCUCUGUGCGGAUCAACAGUCCAGCUGGGCCGCCAACUGAUACCACACAUGGAGAUUCUUCCAGAAAAAAUGGCUCAGUGAACAUCGCGGGUCACAGCGGUGACAACCGAGCUGAAUCUGUGGAGUCUGGGCUGUCAAAGCUGGAGGCGCUGUUUGACCAUCCUCUUUACAAUGUGCCCGGCCCUCCUGUCCCUGAGGAGGACUGGCUGUUGAAAGUGAGAUCAAAGGUCAAGGCGAGUGAGAAGAGCUCCCAAAUGUGGGUGAGUGCCAGUCAGGAAGGCUACGAGGACGUUCAGUGGAACAGCAGCAGUGACAGCCAUCCUCCCUGGCUGCGCUUCCACCUGGGCAUCUCCCGCUGGCAGCUGUACCCCCAUCGGGACCUCAACAUGGAGCCACUGAUCAGGCAGCUCGCCACGCACAGCGUCGUCAGCGCGGUGCAGAAGUCUGGGGGGACGCAACUGAAGCUGGUGAUGUCAUUUCCCAACUAUGGACAAGCCAUGUUCAAACCCAUGAAGCAGGAGAGAGACGAGGAAACCAAUUAUAACCUCUACUACUUCUCUGAUUUCGAGAGACACAAUGCAGAAAUCGCUGCUUUUCACCUGGACAGGAUUUUGGGUUACAGGCGAAUCCCUCCAGUGGUUGGGAGGCUGGUGGACGUGGUCAAGGAGAUCAAAGACAUCACUACCGACCGCAAGCUGGCCCGAACCUUUUUUACCUCCCCUGUGGGUAACGUGUGUUUCUACGGCCAGUGCUCCUACUACUGUUCAACAGAGCAUGCGGUGUGUGGCCGGCCCAGAGACCUGGAGGCCUCUUUGGCUGUCAUGCUGCCUGAUCUCUCCCUGGCCACCCGAAGGUCCUGGAGGUCCCCCUGGAGACGCUCCUACAGCCGCAGCAAGCUGGCAAAGUGGGAGUCAGAACCAGACUACUGCUCGACGGUGAAAAAGACCGCACCAUACAACAAAGGCACGAGACUGGUGGACUUCAUAGAUCUGGUCAUACUGGACUUCUUGAUGAGUAACAUGGACCGGCACCAUUAUGAAACCUUUGAGAAGUUCGGCAACAAUACUUUCCUUCUGCACCUUGACAACGGGAGGGCAUUUGGGCGUCACUCCAAAGAUGAGCCUUCUAUCCUUGCUCCUCUAGAACAAUGUUGCAGAAUCCGUCGCUCCACCUGGUUACGCCUUCGUCUGCUGUCACUGUCCCAGUAUCGUCUCAGUGACGUCAUGCGAGCCUCGCUCUCUCGCGAUCCGCUUCACAGGGUGGCUCCACUGCUGUCGGAGCCUCAUCUCGCUGCUCUCGACCGGCGCUUGAAAACUGUGCUGGAGACUGUAAGUCGUUGCCGAAAGAGACAGAGUGAAGAUGGUGGCGAUGAUCAGGUCAUCUAUGACGACAUUGUGAACUUGAAAGACAUGGUCACACCUGCAGGGUAG